Cebus imitator (Panamanian white-faced capuchin) is the source of this 560-nucleotide messenger RNA. Its product is annotated as small nuclear ribonucleoprotein-associated protein N-like. The record is from RefSeq and is a predicted model, not a curated record. The transcript has a single exon. Lineage: Eukaryota; Metazoa; Chordata; Mammalia; Primates; Cebidae. Bases 120 to 419 code for a protein of 99 amino acids.
GAGGCCCUGGGAUUGGUAGGGCAGCUGGUAGAGGAGUACCAGCUGGUGUGCCAAUUCCCCAGGCCCCUGCUGGAUUAGCAGGCCCUGUCUGAGGAGUUGGGGGCCCGUCCCAGCAGGUAAUGACUCCACAGGGAAGAGGCACUGUAGCAGCUGCUGCUGUUGCUGCGACUGCCAGCAUUGCUGGAGCCCCAACACAGUACCCACCAGGACGGGGGGCUCCGCCCCCACCUGUCGGGAGAGCAACCCCACCUCCAGGUAUUAUGGCUCCUCCACGUGGUGUGAGACCACCCAUGGGCCCACCAAUUGGGCUUCCCCCUGCUCGAGGGACGCCAAUAGAUAUGCCCCCUCCGGGAAUGAAACCCCCUCCACCAGGCAUUAGAGGUCCACCUCCCCCAGGAAUGCGUCCACCAAGACCCUAGCAUACUGUUGAUCCAUCUCAGUCUCUCUCUCCCCAGCAAUGUGUCUUCUGAAAUUGUGUAGAGUGUUUGUGAGCUUUUUGUCCCCUUGUUCUGCAUGAAUAAUAGCUAAUAAUAAAUUCAUAGAGCAAUUUAAAAAAUGUG